AUGAGCCAUACCACCACAGCCGACCCGCUCGUCCGCUUCCCCUCCGAGACGGUGCUCGAAGUCCUCGCACACCUAGACACCACCUCGAUCGUCGCGCUCGAGGGCGUAUCGCGCCCGUGGAACGACUUCGUCUCCGCCCAAGCCGCCAUCGUCUACCCGCGUUCCUGCACACAGCGCCACUCGGCCUACCUCGACGCACGCGACAUCGCCGCCCCGCCCGCCUCGUUGCAACACGUCCUCGCCGACAAGCGCUCCUACACCCGGCACUGGCCGGAUCCUACCAAGCAACCCAAGGCGUACGCCCGCCACCAUCACCUCGUCCAACGCAACUUCCGCCCGCCAAAGGGCCAACUGCCAGACAUGCGCGAGAGGCUCAUCCGCCACCGCGUCUGGCGCUUCCGCCCCGACUACAAGGCCAGGUUCAUCAUCUGCACGUCGCCGCUCGAGCGCAUCUUCUCAGUGUGCAUGGACACCCACGAGCUCCUCUGGGAGGUUACAAAGUCGGACGACGGCAGGUCCGUACGCUCCUACGCGCAUCUCGAGUACAGCGACGGCCUGGCCGCCUUUGACCGCCUCGGCGAUGGCGUAGAGGUGUGGAGGCACCUCGGUCACGACGGGUGUACCUCCAGCCAAGACCUCCUCAACCAUCCCAAGCGCGGUCAGUUCGCUCUCGUCUCGGUCCUUCCGCAUCGACGCAGGGUCAGGGGGUUCAUGAUGCACGAGAGGUCCUUGUGCGUCAUCUCUGACCAGGGCGAGGGCUACGUGUACGCGCUGUAUCCGGACCGCGUCGAAGAGACGGUCAAGGUUUCGCUGCCCGUGGGCGCCAUCGGCCACCUCGAGCACUGCUCCGACGUCGUCAUGUACUCGCUCGGCAAGGCGGGCUACCACUUCCACUCCAAGGUCGACGGUGCCCACCUCGGUACCAUCGAUGCCAAGGAUCCCAGGCUGGGCCUGUCCAAGUCGCGCAACUACUUCCACAUCAAGCACCUGCCCCGGGUGCCGCGGUCCAUCACCUCGGACCACGUGUUCCCAAAGUCGACCGAGGACGACAAGCGCAUCCUCGCCGUCGAGAUCGAGGACGGGCCGUUGCUCGAGCGCGACAAGGAAGAGCACGAAGGCCAUGACUGGUCCCUCUCGGCCGACGAGUGGGGCGCCGGCAUGCUCUACGGCGACUGGAUGGUGGGCAUCUCGCUCUGGGGCCGCAUCUUCAUCUGCUCGGACUGGAGGGGCGUCCUCGACGACCCGGCGCGCGCCGCCGACACCGUGUCGAUCAUCGAGUGCGACACCGGCGGCUACCCGCAGCUGUUCCAGCUCGGCGGCUGGCUCUCGGUCGGCUGUGGCAAGCUCAUCUGCGAAGUGAACGGGCAAACCCUCCUCCUCACGCUGCCAUCUCGACCCGGAGGCCUGAUCAAGACGGGAGCCGAGCAGGAACCAGCCUUUGCCAUCGCCAGCUUCUACACGCUCGAGGGCACUGGCCCGAUGUCGAUGAUGUCGAUCCAGGAGGACCACCUGAUGACGACGUACGCGUGCAACUCGAUGCUAGAGUGGGAUGGAGCGAUGGGAAACAACAUGGAGGCAAAGGGGAUCCGCAUCGUCGAUUUCAGCCUGCCCGCCGAACAGUCGUCCAAGCCUCCAGGAUCACCCGAGGAUCGGUGGAUCGACCCGCGCGAUAUCGAACAUUUCGGUCCCAACGUCAACAACCGCUGGGAUAGGGCUUCCUGCGGCCUCCCCUCCCACGCCCCCAGGCGGCUGCUCAACUUUGAGGUCCUCUCGGACGAAGAGGAUGAGGAUGAGUAUGAGUACGAGUACGGGUAUGAUACUGAAGAGGACGAUGAGGAAGGCGACGUCGAAGAGACAGAGAGCGCGAAUGGCGGUGAUGCGCCGUCUUCGCAGCCCGAGUGA
Molecule: messenger RNA, 1902 nt
Organism: Pseudozyma flocculosa PF-1
Lineage: Eukaryota; Fungi; Basidiomycota; Ustilaginomycetes; Ustilaginales; Ustilaginaceae
Exons: 4
Coding region: 1-1902 (633 amino acids)
Molecular function (GO): protein binding
Source: RefSeq, a predicted model, not a curated record